AGUGCUAUACAGGAUGUUUAUUGAUUUGUCUUCAGGAAGUACUGCAGCCUCGGUCACUCAUGAUGACAUGCUGUGGUUCGCAGGACUUAGCUAGCAGUUUAGAACACAGUCACUCACUGUGCCUUAUUUAGAUUAGGAGCUGAGUGUUUAGGUCUAGAGUAUUUUUAGACUGGUAUACAUAUUUGAUCAAAGCUUGCAGUUAUAUAAGGGAGAAAGCUGAGUAUAACAUGGCUUUGAUUGUGUGUGUGUUUUUUUAGCACCAUUGCAACAUGCUUGCUUUCUGUUUGUGGGUUUAUCAAAGAUGUUCUGGGAGCACGUUUCAUCAAAUUUGACAUGCAAUACCAACUUAGCUAUCAAACUCCAGGCAGAAUUCUGCCUUCUCCCAACAGCUCUCAGCCAUUAGCUUCACCCACAACUGCCUCGUGAACUACAAUCCCUACACUAUUUUAACAUUUAGAAACUUCAAUAGUCAUCACUUGCGAUAUGGCUUUCAGAACAUAUGGCCCUUCUCUUUCAUCAGCGAGAAAGAAUCCUUCAAUAAAAAAAGAUACUUACUGUAGGAGGUUUGCACAGAUCCAUACAGCUAUGGGUGCCUCCAUCCAACGAAGCUACACUUUUCCGAGUUAUGCUUACACACAGGUGUUCGGCGCUGUAACAUGGAGAUAUGGUAGUGUGGGAACACUAACCCUAUCAAGGUUGGGUCUCCAGAAGUGCAUGUGAAAGCAACACUACAAGAGGACUGAAAAUACUUGGAUUAACUGCAUAGCACCUGUCUUUUGUGUUGUGAAAAGCUCAGAAUCUUCAACAAAAUGAUUACGUUGACAAAUUAUCUGUGACAUUCUCCAUAUGUUCCUACGCUUUCUUUUGCUUUGAAGGAAGACAUUUGUGUUUUUCACUUGAGGUUCCCUCGUUUAUGGGAAAGUGUAUUUUUAUAUUUCAACAAAGGAGUCCCAGGUGUGUUGUGACACAGGGCAUUGUGUUUGUAAGAGAUUGCUGUUAUAUCGUCUAAAAGCUCACUCAUCUAUGAAAUCUGAACUAUUGCACUCUCCUCCUGCAACCGCACAACCACGGAUUAUUCUACCGGCAGUUAACAGAUACAGAUAUAAUAAGACGGAUGAAGAAAGCAACAGGUCGAACCAGCCAUUUAGGCACCAUUGUCUUUAGCAUGCACUGAAAAACAGCAUUAUAAUGCAUUGUUCUGCAGUAUCAAAAUUUCACUGACCUCGAUUGAAGAUGUCAGAAAUGUAACAGUGGAUUCUACUGCCUUUACUGUCAUGUGACUUUAAUACUAGACACCUUUUUUCCCUUCAACCCUGGACAGCCUUUUCACCAGUUCAAUGAGGUGAGCUGUGGUUUUCAGUGACCAUUGGAAUAAAAAAUAUUUCUCUGAAUCAAUUUAUUUUCUGCAUAUGUUUGGGUAGAGCUUAAAAUGACUCUGUAAAAGGUGAGUCUUGGUCUAAGAGCUGGCACUUAUAGUGGUGGGAGAAGAGCUAGAACCUCCUUCCACCCCUCUUCUGAUGUCAUUGUGGAACUAUCCUGUUCACAUUGACCGGGAUCAAUACCCCAGUGUCAAAUCUCACCAGACAACCUGCAGCUGCCUCUCCCAUUGGACAAUUCACCUUCCAAUCUACUGAGCCCGCCAAUCAGAACCUUCAGUUUCACAACAAAGAUUAAGCUGACUUUGUGUCUCUGCCCCUGACAAAGAAUCCUACCUGCUUCAGUAGAGUGAUCAGGAAGAAUUGGGGGGGGGUGGGUGGGGGUAACAGCGCUCCCCAAAAAACUGCCACACGCAACUUCCCCAGCUCAAACCACGUGUUAAAAUUGUUUGGGAAGUCCACAGCCAUCAAAUCCCUCCAGGGUAACGAACCCUUGAAUCAACCCCAGGCCUCUGGAUCACCAUUCCAGAUCAUCUCAGAACCCUGUGACCCGUCUCCCAACACUUCACCCUGGACGACAGGGUCUGGGACUGGGGAAAGGGGCUGUUCUGUCCUGGAGGAGGAGGGCUCGGCAGUGGGGUGCUGCUCCCCAUCACACACUCUGAGUCUAAGACCAGUGGUGUGCCUGUGAGCGGGCCAGAGAGAAUUAGCCCGCAGAGGAGGGAGAGACCGGGAGGAGGAGAGGACUUCAGAGCCAAAGACUCUGGGAUCUUUGCCAUGAGGUUUGAUGCCUCGAUCCACUGACUGGAGACACUGGACCUAAAUGGCGCAGCAUGACUUUGUCCCUGCCUGGCUUAACUUCUCCACGCCCCAGCCUGCCAAGUCCCCUGCAGCCAGCCUCGAGAAGCAUGGCAACCCCCAUUACCACCGGAACAGCCGUGCUGCUGUGAGCCGCCGCAGACACAACUCCUCCGACGGCUUCUUCAACAACGGGCCCCUGCACUCCCCCGCAGGUGAUGGGUGGCAGCAGCCUUCUCUCCUCCUAAGGCAUGACUCUGUGGACUCUGGGGUGGCAAAGGGGGGGCAUGGUGGCCUGGCGGGUGUGCCCUGCUGGAAGGAGGCUCCUCCCACAUGGCACGGGGCACCAAGGGGGGUGCAGGACGGGCACCACCACCAGGGGCGCCACACCAAACGCACCGGGCCCGGAGGAGCGGACAGGGACAGGCAGGGGGGGCACCGGCAGCGCAACGGCAACUUCCAUCCCCGCAAGGGCGCCCCCAGGACCCCCUACCAGGACAAGUUCCCCAAUGAGGAACGCAGCGGGGAGGACAAGCUGAAAUUUGUGGAAGAGGACUUUCCCUCCCUUAACCCUGAAACAACUGGAAAGUCUGGAAACCAGACGAGGCCACUGGCUCCUCGCGCUGGAGUAUGGGAGAACCCUCCUAGUGGAAAGCAGAUGGUGUCUAAGAUGCUCGUGAUCAAGAAGGUUUCCAAAGAGGAUCCAGGAUGCACUGCGUUCUCUGCCAGCUUUGCCAGCUCCGGAGCCCCACCCAUCAACAGCAGUAAAACCCUGCCCACCAUUGCUAGUUCCACCCACUCUGUCUACAAGAACCUGGUGCCCAAGCCUGCCCUGGUGACCACCAAACCCCACCAGUGGAAGCAGAGUGUGAGGGACUCCAUUAAGCCUGGCCUCCACUUGUCAGGACGAGACUCUGUCUUCACCAGUCCUGUGUCUGCAGCCAAACCCUAUGCCUCUGCCACCCAGCUACAAAGCCACAACACCCCCAAAGAGCAGCAUCCCUACAGUACGACUCCUCCCAUGGACAUUGGCCCAUCGUCGCGGCUAAAGCUGAUGCGGCGCGGACCAGACAGGAAGAGUGACUUCCUGCGGACGCUGAAGGACGAGUGCACCGGAGACCUGACCUCCAGCAGCAGCCCUGGAACUCUUGGACAGGGCGAGAGCAGCAACCCAGAGCCCAAAGCCUUCCACCAGGGAGUCUGCCAUGAGAAUGGCCUGCCUCACUCCCUCUCUCUCAGCAAUUCAGACACUGAUCACCUGUCUAGCUCCCUAGAGGCAGAACACAGAUUACUGAAAGCCAUGGGCUGGCAGGAAUACCCAGAAAAUGAUGACAGCUUCCUGCCCCUGACAGAGGAUGAGCUCAGAGAGUUCCAGACUAAAACUGAACAGCUGAAGAGAAACGGGGUCCUCCCCCGGGGCGCACGAGGCGUCACCCUCCACUUCACCCCCUGGAGGUGUGUGGCUGAGGCUCACCUAGAAGAUGACGAGGGCUCAGAGUCUGAAACCAGCAGCAGCAGCCAGACCUCGGACGACGAUGACGUCGGCGAUUGCAUCAAAACCUGACGAAGUGGCUUUACGAAACAAACCCGACACACACACACACCCCCCUCUUAUCUUCGUUUUCAGAACACCUGUUUCGACUUGAUCUUGCACAAGCUACAACCAAUCACAUCCUAGUGGAGGGGGAAGUUUCAGCUUCCCCAUGCGAAGGUCUUUUUCCCUGCGUUGCCUCCUUCACUGCACCUCCUCCCCCCUUCCCUUCCUCCUCGCUUUGUGGAACUGAGUGUUCGUCAAGAAAAGGGCAAUGCACAUCCGAUUCUGCUUUAAACAGACUAACUCAUCUCAGUGACACUGACGACAUUAAUGAUAUUAAUAAAAUUGGUUCCUGACACGGUGAGAUGUUUCAA
Messenger RNA from Oncorhynchus keta (chum salmon), 4082 nucleotides. Its product is annotated as vasculin-like protein 1. Gene Ontology annotation, molecular function: DNA binding; RNA binding. The record is from RefSeq and is a predicted model, not a curated record. Gene Ontology annotation, biological process: DNA-templated transcription; positive regulation of DNA-templated transcription. Gene Ontology annotation, cellular component: nucleus. The coding region runs from base 2200 to 3738 and encodes 512 amino acids. NCBI's taxonomy places the organism in Eukaryota, Metazoa, Chordata, Actinopteri, Salmoniformes, Salmonidae. The transcript is spliced from 11 exons.